Messenger RNA from Cladocopium goreaui, 580 nucleotides. Lineage: Eukaryota; Dinophyceae; Suessiales; Symbiodiniaceae. The record is from the annotation of a GenBank genome assembly.
AUGGAUUUCCCAGCGUCCCGCUCCGAUGAAAUUCCAGAGGCGGCUUUGUCGAAGUUGGGUGCUGCUAGUGAUGGACAUAGCUCUGACCUCCUGUUUGAAGAGACGUCUUGGCAACGUGAGGUUUUUCGAGUGCCUUUGUCCGGGUGGCGCCCGGGUACUGAGGUUCAGAGGUGCGUAAGCGCGCUUCUUACUGGAAAGUCUGAGCCGGUUCUGCUGAGCGAGAUCAAUGAGGAUCCCGAGGUUAGAAGGCUGCUUGCAAAGGAGAAUCUGACUGCCAUCAGCAGAGAAUGGCUGGGGAAGAACUAUGAGGCGUUUGAAGUUCUCAACGUGCACGACGAUGCAAGCAUCAGCGUGAGACUGCGCGCAGUGGACGAAGGUACCCAGUUGGAACAACAAAUUGAGGUCGUCCGAUCUGAGCUGGAAGAAUUCCAGAGGCAAAAACACAAGGCCAUCGCCCAGGAGCAGUACCUCCAAGCUGGUGAAAUCAAGAAGCGCUGCGAGGCGGCUGAAGCAGAACUGGCUUCACUCAUGGCCUUGGUGGGUGAGGAGGAGGGAAAGCAAGAAGGCCUGGGUCUUCUAC